AUGUUUGCCAAACGCAAGCUCCUCGGGAAAAACCCGGAUAAGGGCAAAUCAGGCGCAAAAAGCGCGGGGCCUUUGGAGAAGGAUACGGCCAAUCCCACUCCCGGCAACGCUGACGCUGCUGCGACGGCGAAGGCAGAGAAGACCGACGUCGAGAGCACCAAGCCCGAUGGUACCACCGACAAAAGCAGUUUCCGGAGAGGAUUGCGUGAUGGCAGCGCCGCUGUUAAAGCGAAGGCUGCGGCUGCCCCCUUGCAACGUGGUAGGGGGGGACGAAAAGGUGGCAUGUCAGGUUUGAGCUUCAAAGAGGAUGUAAAGUCUCACGGCGACGUUUCUAUUCGUAAGGGCGUUACGAACACAACUGCCGCUCCUGAAUCGCAGGUAUCAAGCCCACCAAGUGUGAGCUCAGUCGGAGUGAAGUCCGGUAUCGGUAAGCCGCAUUCCGGCACUAAGCCGCGCCGUGGCAAAAAUGUUAAUAGACGCAAUCGUCGCGGAGGUCCGUCCAAUGCAAGAAAUGAACCGUAUCUGGACGUAGACGGCGAGAAAUUCAAUCUUAAGGAACAAGAUGAAGACGAAUAUGUAGGCAAUUUUGUACCGGGAACAAAUACGAGGGGUUCUUUCCGUUCUCCACCUUACGAUGGGGAUUACGGAGAUAUCUCCAGUGAUUCUUCCUCGUCAGAUGAUUACUAUCGCAGUGUUGAACAAAGUCGUGGUCGACCAACCGUGAACAUCUAUGAGGAGUUAGCGAAACCCUUCACUGCGGCAGACGCUGGACGUUUCAUGAGUCAACGCUUGAGUGCACUACGCAAGGGACUGUAUGAGUACACCGAUGAAGUGGAUGAAGCCAAGAAAGUUGUUGAGUCCAAGAAAAAGGCGCCCGAGCUCCUUGAUGCUGCCUUGUCCGGUAUUACGGCAAACGUUGAGCUAUUUGAUAUGCUCGCUGAGGAGGCUCGCGUCCUGGGAGGUCUGUGCAGUGCUAAGCUUUCUGAAGCUCAGAAAGGGCUACAAGAGAUGCACAGCAGCAAUACUGAUUUCUCUGAGAGUUUCUAUUGCAUGUAUCGCUGGCUCCUGUGCGAUAUCUUGCGCAUCGGGGGCGUUGAGUGCGAUUACAGUUGCGGUUACUUGGAUGAAGUUGACGAUGACGGCACCGAUCUCGCUAAAGGGGUAAAACAAGAUUUUUCUAAUCGUGAGCAGACACUGCACUCAUUUUUAGCUCAACAGAAAUCCUUGACAGAAACACGUGUAGGAGCAAUAGUGAAAAACCUUGAAAAUGCACCAAUUGAUCGUUAUAUGUCCGAAGACGUCACUGCCUGCUUUACCCUAUCUCCAUCUUGGCAGAGUUUGCAAGCGAUGUAUCCGUGCUCAUCGCCUAAUCACUUCAAGGGCACCGACGUAUUGGGCGACGUCUGCGAUAAAUACAAGAAGUUGUCAAGCGCCCUCUCUGUCUUUAUGAAAUUUAAGGAGUCUCACAAGAACGAAUUUGUCCAAAUGGAGGUUGGUGAACAUCUGAAAGCCGUUUAUCGGUUAUACGCCACGGCUGACGUUUUGACUUGGGAUUUAUUUGGGGAUUCCCGUAAUACGGCAUUGGAGUUUACCGGAAGUGAGUGGUAUCAAUGUGUUAAGAAGUUCUGUCCGGAAUAUCUCCCUCGAUUGGUGCUUGACGUCGUGUACCCUGUCUGCCUGAAGGCCAUUGAAACGUGGGACCUCACUGAUCUAUCGCAGUCUCGUUCGCUCGCUCGAUUUUUCAUACUUACCAUCGAAAACUUGCCGUCAGAUGGUCGUGCGGCAAGCAUAGAUAAGCUGAGUUCACACUUUGUGAAGGUACUUGAGUCACGUGUUGGCGUGCUUUGUCCGAAAGUUAGGCGCAACACGUUUAAGGACGGGUACAUUGCUGGUUGUUGGAAGUUCCUAAUUGUCCAGAUCGCAAGAAAUAUAAUGCAGUUCAGCGGAAUCUUCACUGGCAAGACUUUGUCAAACGUUCUUUUCGACAUUUUGUUCGUGGAUCGCCUGCUACCGGCGCUAGACUUCCAGCUGGCGUGUGAUGCGUUUGCGGUGGCGCAGUUUUUCUGUGUUGUCGAGAGUUUAUCACCGCAGUUGCGCGUGAAGAACAACGUCAAUGCCAUUAUAAAGUCUUCCGCGUAUGCUAUUGCUAAACGCAACUGGGACAAUCGUCCGGGAUUUACCGUCGUCUGGGACCAGCUGAACGUGAAUUUGCGUAACGAGGACUACUCGGGCAUACUGGACAGGAUUUUCACGUAG
Molecule: messenger RNA, 2256 nt
Organism: Babesia ovata
Lineage: Eukaryota; Apicomplexa; Aconoidasida; Piroplasmida; Babesiidae
Product: PAX3- and PAX7-binding 1-like protein, putative
Exons: 1
Coding region: 1-2256 (751 amino acids)
Source: RefSeq, a predicted model, not a curated record